This is a messenger RNA of Auanema sp. JU1783, 1080 nucleotides long. The record is from the annotation of a GenBank genome assembly. Lineage: Eukaryota; Metazoa; Nematoda; Chromadorea; Rhabditida; Rhabditidae.
AUGUCUAAACGAGCUGUUUCGUUUGCUGACGGUGUUGAAACCCGUACUUUCGAAAAACCAUUGGAGCCAUUAGACGAAUACGAUCUACCAGAAGGAGAAGAAAGAGCAGAGUCUGAUACUGAGGUUCCCAUUGCAUAUGAUUCAUGUUUUUAUCAAUUUUUAUCAAAAUUUCAGUUUGACGAUGAUGGCAUUCCAAUAAAAAAAGCUAAGAAGCAUACACUCGACAGUGAUGAGGAGGAGGAAGAAGACCACAAGCGCCUCGACAUCAAAAGAGUUGAAGGUCAAGAAGACAGUGCUUUGGAUUUCGAUGGUAACACCAAAAUUACUGCAUUCAAUAUGAAGGAGGAAGAAGAAGAGGGUCAUUUCGAUGCCGAUGGAAACUUCAUCUUCGACAAAAAAGGAAAGGAUGUUAAGGAUGAAUGGCUUGAUAACAUUGAUUGGGGUGCGAUUAAAAGGAAAGCCGGUGAACAAUGGGAGAAAGAAAGUGAGGAUACAGAAGCUGCCUUGCCUACACUCAAUGAUGCCCGAAAACGAGAAAUCUUCGGAAAACUCGCUGAGGCAUUGGCUCCUGGACAAAAUGUGGCUCAAGCUCUCGUCUCUAUAAAAAAGCAAAAAGGUCUUACUGUUGCCGAAGAGAGAAAGCUCAGAUGGGCUGCUAAAAAAGCAGGAAAAGCUUUUGAAGAAACUGAUAAUCAGAAAAAGGCUACGGAGCUCUGUGCUCUUGCUGAUGAAUUACUUUCUGCUGGCUUGAUGGAAGCUUAUGAAUGGCCUCGUGAGCGAUAUGACACCAUGAUCCAGAAAAUGGAUAACGUUGCUGUCGACAGUUUGGACAUGUUUUCUGAUAUCCCAGCUUCAACUUCUGCUGGUCCCUCCACAUCUCAAGCAGACGAAUCUUCCGAAGAUGAAGUGAAAUGGGAGUAUAAAGAAUGCAAUGAAGCUGAAGUUGAAGGACCGUUCACAUCGGCUGAAAUGUUGCAGAAGCAGGAGAAUGGGGACCUCUCUACUGAUGGUUAUGCCAGAAGAGUGGGAAGUGGAGGGUUCAACCCUGUUCGUCGUAUUGAUUUUGAUUUGUAUGUCUGA